Oncorhynchus tshawytscha (Chinook salmon) is the source of this 1931-nucleotide messenger RNA. Its product is annotated as tripartite motif-containing protein 16. Lineage: Eukaryota; Metazoa; Chordata; Actinopteri; Salmoniformes; Salmonidae. The coding region runs from base 44 to 1699 and encodes 551 amino acids. Gene Ontology annotation, molecular function: zinc ion binding; protein binding. The record is from RefSeq and is a predicted model, not a curated record. The transcript has 6 exons.
GUCUCUGUGUCGUCUGUCUGUGUGAGAGUGAACAACAGUCCAAAUGGCUCAGCAGGCAGUUCUGCUGGACCAGGACCAGUUCUGUUGUUCUGUCUGCCUGGAUCUACUGAAGGAACCAAUCACCAUCCCCUGUGGACACAGUUACUGUAGAAGCUGUAUUGAGGGCUGCUGGGAUCAGGAUGUUCUGAAAGGCUAUAGCUGUCCUCAGUGCAGACAGACCUUCACUCCAAGGCCUACUCUGAGGAAAAAUAACAUGUUGGCUGAGGUGGUGGAGAAACUGAAGAAGACAGGACUCCAGGCUGCUCCCCCUCCUGCUCUGUGCUAUGCUGAACCUGUAGAUGUGGCGUGUGAUUUCUGCACUGGGACCAGAAAGCAGAAAGCCCUCAUGUCCUGUCUGGCGUGUCUGGCCUCUUACUGUGAGACUCACCUCCAAUCUCACUAUGAAUCUCCUGCUUUCAAGAAGCACAAGCUGGUCAAAGCCACCGCACAACUACAGGAGAAGAUCUGCUCUCAUCAUGACAAACUGCUGGAGGUUUACUGUCGUACCGAUCAGCGGUGUAUCUGUUAUCUGUGUACAAUGGAUGAACACAAAGGUCAUGAUACAGUGUCAGCUUCAGCAGAGAGGACGGAGAAACAGAGGCAGCUGGGGAUGAGUCAGCAGAAGGUCCAGCAGAGAUUCCAGGAGAGAGAGAAGGAGCUGAAGGAGCUCCAACAGGCUGUGGAGUCUUUCAAGCACUCUGCACAGGCAGCAGUGGAGGACAGUGAGAAGAUCUUCACUGAGCUGAUCCGCUCCAUUGAGAGAAGGCGCUCUGAGGUGAAGGAGCUGAUCAGAGCCCAAGAGAAGGCUCAAGUGAAUCAAGCUGAAGGACUCCUGGAACAAGUGGAACAGGAGAUAGCAGAGCUGAGGAAGAGAAGCACUGAGCUGGAGCAGCUCUCACACACAGAGGAUCACAUCCAUUUCCUCCAGAGUUAUCAGUCUCUCUCCAGUAUCAGUGUAUCUUCAGACUUACCCAGCAUCGUUGUCCGUCCUCUUCAAUACUUUAGAGAUGUGAGUAAGACUGUGUCUGAACUGAGAGAGAAACUAGAAGACUUCCUUAAAGGAGAAUGGACCAAGAUCUCCACUACAGUGGAUGUUGUACUGCCUCCAGAGCCCAAGACCAGAGAACAGUUGUUACAAUAUUCCUGUCAGCUCACACUGGACCCAGACACAGCACACACACACCUCUCUCUGUCUGAAGGGAACAGAAAGGUGACCUAUACAGGCCAAGUCCAACCAUAUCCUGAUCAUCCAGACAGAUUCACAAAUGACUUGAUGGUGCUGUGUAGAGAGGGUCUGUCUGGACGCUGUUACUGGGAGGUGGAGUGGAGUGGGCGGUGGGUUAUUAUAGCAGUCUCAUAUAAAGACAUCAGCAGAACAGGGAGAGGUAACGCAUUUGGAUUGAAUGACAAGUCCUGGAGUUUACAAUGCUCUAGUAAUGGUUAUUGUCUCAGACACAAUCAUGUUGUGACUAAAGUAUCAGGCCCUCAGUCCUCCAGAGUAGGAGUGUACCUGGAUCACAAGGCAGGUACUCUGUCCUUCUACAGUGUCUCUGACACAAUGACCCUCCUCCACAGAGUCCAGACCACAUUCACUCAGCCACUCUAUCCUGGGGUUUGGCUCAAUAGUAAUAAUGGUACUGCUGAGCUGGUUAAACUGUAGUAGGGUCCACAUAGAUACUAGUCAUGCUGGUGUAGUCUAUAGCUGAGCUGGUUAAACUGUAGUAGGGUCCACAUAGAUACUAGUAAUGCUGGUGUAAUCUAUAGCUGAGCUGGUUAAACUAUAGUAGGGUCCACAUAGAUACUAGUCAUGCUGGUGUAGUCUAUAGCUGAGCUGGUUAAGUUGUAGUAGGUUCCACAUAGAUAGUAGUCAUGCUGGUGUAGUCUAUAGCUGA